Messenger RNA from Nylanderia fulva, 1123 nucleotides. It is a transcript of the gene Pa1, whose product is annotated as PTIP binding protein Pa1. Gene Ontology annotation, biological process: positive regulation of intracellular estrogen receptor signaling pathway; positive regulation of cell cycle G1/S phase transition. Gene Ontology annotation, cellular component: MLL3/4 complex. The record is from RefSeq and is a predicted model, not a curated record. Gene Ontology annotation, molecular function: nuclear estrogen receptor binding. NCBI's taxonomy places the organism in Eukaryota, Metazoa, Arthropoda, Insecta, Hymenoptera, Formicidae.
UAAUCGGACUUGUAUACUGUCAAAUAUGUCUGCGCUCCAUAUGAAAGGUUAAUUACAUAUUACAUGAAAAAUUGUAAUCGUAAAUGGCGUAAAUCAAUUGGCCAAAUAAUUACAAAAGUAGCAUUUUGUAAUUAUAAGAUGAGUGAAACUAUUAUUGCGAAGAUUAAUAUUUCCGACAUGUAGAAAAGAUACAGAUGUUUGUAGGGGACAAACUUUCGAAUGACAAUUAUAUGAAUGAAAUGUCAUAAUGGAAAUAUCUUCGUGAACGAUUACAUAUUAUCAUCAAUUAUAUUUAAUAAGAAAUGGAGUGCAAUGAAGAAGACUGGUUUGUCGAGUGCUCCGAUGAUGAAAAAUAUGAAGUGAACGUGAAGCAUGAAUGGAAUCUGAAGGCUGAAGACAUAGUCUCGUUGAUUGAAGGCUUGGAAGCAAACAAUCGUGUUUUAGAACUUGAAUGGAAGUGUCCUGGUAGACGAGGACCCUCGCCUGUUCCCUCAAACAAUCGGCUACAGGAACAUGGAUCUCAAGAAUACAAAACUGAAGAGAAAUCCGACUUUGACUUCAUGGAUGAAAUGUCGUCACCAAGGCUACCUGUGCGUAGAAUCGGUGAGAGUACUCCAAAAGGCAGCGCCAAGAAGAAAACUGCCAGUUUCAAUGGAGUGUUAUCGACAAUGUUACGACAUCGUAGAUUGGAGCAACAAGAAAUUAAUUCUACUCCAAAGAAAAGUGAAUCACCUGGGUUAAAGCUGCAUCCUUCUACAUAGAAAUGAGGAAAAUCCUUAAUUCCGUAAACGAAGACGCCCCACGUCGGGAAGAAGAUGACUUCUACUAUCAAACUGUAGAUCGCGGGUGCGCAGCCUCCGGUGAUUAGCCAGUUGGUCGGGAUGUGUCCGGAAAUGGUUACGAUCGCGUUCGGCGGUGUUCCGACCGGGAGACGAAACGAGAACGAGCACAUCAAAGUGGCCGGUAUCAUCAAAUACAUGGGAUGCAUCUCCAUCGCUACGCACUAUAGCGAACGGACAAAAAUAUUCGAUAAAUAUAAUUGCGUGCAAUUUGUUAACAGCAGUGUUUGCUGUUAUCUAAAUAAAUUUAUAUAUAGAUGAGUAUAGAUUAAACUUUGGCGUUA